Molecule: messenger RNA, 4658 nt
Organism: Anthonomus grandis grandis
Lineage: Eukaryota; Metazoa; Arthropoda; Insecta; Coleoptera; Curculionidae
Gene: Acf
Product: bromodomain adjacent to zinc finger domain protein 1A
Exons: 16
Coding region: 246-4562 (1438 amino acids)
Biological process (GO): chromatin remodeling
Molecular function (GO): protein binding
Source: RefSeq, a predicted model, not a curated record
GUUUGUCGAAGCGAGACGGAGCGACAAGCGAGAGUGAACGGACGGACACACACACUUUUUUUUAACAUUUUUUAAAAUUGCCAAAACGUUUAUAAAUUCGGUUUGUUUUAUCCUAAAUACCGACUCCCCUAAUUGUUUUUUUAUUUAGUUUUGUCGCGCACAUAAAGUUUCCUUUAGGCGGUAAUGCGAACCGCAUCUCCCCCUGUUGCCCUUUAGCAGUUUCCCUCGCAAACCCGUUAAAAAAGAUGCCUCUGUUAAGAAAGCAGCUUUUCGAGAAACAGGAGGCCCCCGUGUUCCUUAGGGACGAGGAGGAAGUUUUCUACUGUGAAAUCACCAACGAGAUCUUCAGGGAAUACCAUGACUUUUCCGAACGUAUGUUCCUGUGCAACUCCAUGGUGUGGACCUGCGCCCUCACAGGAAAAUCAAACCUGACCUACGAGGAAGCGGUUCAAAGCGAACAAGACGCCCUACGAAGCCUAAAAGAGUUCACUUCUGACCUGAAUUUACCGAUUCUCUACCUUUCGACCCUCACCAAACGCACAUCGUUCGGCGAAAUGGCCGAGGACAUUUUCAUGUACGUGAAAGACCGCUAUUUCGUCGGAGAAAACGUCGAGGGUUGUUUUGCCAAUAACAAGUGGAAGGAUUGCCAUGUUAUAUCUGUAAUUGCUCCCGAUGAGACUGUUUAUAAGCACGAAAUUAAAGAGAAUUGCAAUAAAAGCCCCUCGGAGCGUUCAUUUAUACCUUCGGCUAGCUUGUACAAGUAUGAAAUCGAACAUACAGACGCAAACGAUGCGGACGUAAGCGAAAUGAUGAUCGUGGACAGCAGCCAAAUAAGGAGGAAAAAGCAAAGUUUUUCAAGGGAAAAAUGCAAACUCUUUUUAAAACAGAACGUCGAACAAGACUCCAGGGGGAUUUUCGUGAUAAAAAAGGACGUAAUCGAGAAACACAACGUCACGAGCGUCAUGUGGGAAACGAUCUUCGACGGGCCGCUGCCCGAUUUUCAAUCCUCCAAGAAGUUCGAUAAAGCCUUAAACGGUAAGAAGAAGCACAAGCAGGUCACGAUGGCGAAAUAUUUGGAGAAGAACGGACUGGCCAUGAAGAAACCGGAGAACAAAGCGAAAAGUAUCGAAUUCCUGGAGCAAAUGAAGAAGAGAGAGGAAGAGUUUAAGAUACAGAAGCAGCUGAACGAAGAGAGAAAGGCGCAAGAAAAAUUGAAAAAGAAGGAGGAACACUUGCAACUGACCAAGUACCUUAAGGACUGGUCUAAAGUUAAGGAGGAUCUUGAGCUGGAAGAUCAUGCAAAACUUCCGGAACCGAUCCCGAUAAAAACCAAAGUCCCCGACCAGUAUUUCGGCGAGAUGCUCAUGAUCUUGGAGUUUGUGCAGAAUUUCCAAAAGAUCUUGUGCACCAAGAACUUCUUUCCCGACGGUAUUAAUUUGGAGAUUUUGGAGAGGGCGCUGAUGCAAACGGAGGUGGCUGGACCGUUUAUCGAUCUCGUUCAGAUGUUUUUGAGCGCCAUUUUUGAUUGUCUGGAUGAGGAAUCGAAGCACUGUAAUAUCGGGAUCGAGACUCUUAAAACGACGGUGGAUAGAUAUACCGAUUCUGCAGAGGACAUCGUCCAAAAACUAGACGGCGGCCCACCCAACCUCGAACAAGCCACCGUACUAGCAACCAUAGCCGCCCACUUUCCACUAAAAUUCCAAGGUUUACCCCUUACUCGUCUCCCAUUGUUCGCCCUAACAGUAUCCGAGGUCCUGCGACUCCAUUUACUCGCAUCCGGAGCCCGGAUCAGAGACUCAGGGUGGCGAUGGCGUUACGCCCAACGCGGCGGUUUCACCUGCGAGGACGAUCCCGGAUUGUACAUGCGAGUGAAACACAGUCACAUCAUAAAAUCCCUCGAGGUUUACAACGUGGUCCAACUCCCCCUGGCGGACAAGAUCGAGAUACUGUCCUGUCUGAUGAAUCAGAUCCUGGGGUACGCGGACGUGCGGGAUAUCGUGGAAGAAAACUUCGAGGAGGUGCGUACGUUGAAGCAGCAAUUGCGUAUCGCCCGCAUAAGCGAGAAAAAGGCGGAAGCGGAUUUUUUGGCGAAGAAUCAGGCGCUGAAGAAGGAAAUGAGCGGAAAUCGGGAGGGUUUGAAGGUCGCGUUGGAGAAGUAUAAGGUGGCUUUUGAGAAGAAACAGGCGGUGAUACGGGCGAAGAUUCAGAAGUUGUCCAAGUCGGUUAACGAGGGACAAGUUGUGCUCGGGAGAGACCGAGCAUUCAGAACCUACCUAAAAAUCGACUCGGUACCGGGCUUAUUCGUGAUGUGGGACGGCGCAAUGGCCGGUACAUGUUUGGAAAAAGCGACGAUCCAAUACCCGGGUGUCAGUGGAGCUAGCAGACCGGACCUUUUGAAGCACAUCAAGAAUCUUUACGAGAAACCAUUGCCCAACGAGAAUCAUUCGAAUGUUUCGGUUAAGACGGAGGGAUCUCCCAAAAAAAUGAACGGUACGGUAAAUUCCCUUACAGAACCGGACCCAGUAGACUACGAAACUUACUCGAACUUACUCCUCUGUACCAGUGACAUCAGCAGGUGCCCAGUCCACACCGAUAACCCGAUCAACCCCCGGUGGGCGUUCUUUUAUCGGAAAGAGCACCUGGAAGCACUAAUUGAGGCGCUGAACAAACGGGGCCUACGAGAGAAAGAGCUGAAAGAAAUGUUAAAAGAGGAGGAGGACACUUUGCUCGAAUUGAUGGAGAAAACGCCCGUUGCAGUAUUAAAUCCCGAGGCGGCCAUCAAGUUGGAACCGGAGGGAAUUAAAGAGACGAGGCACAAUGGAUCUAAAAAGAAAGACAGAUAUGAAGAUGCAAAUUUAGGUUACCCGAAUGAAAUGAGCUUAAACGAAGUGCUAGAAAACGCUUUAAUAGACACCAUCUUAGAAAUGGAAGAAAAACUGUCGGCGGGCGCCCUAGGAACAUUACCGGUCAAAGAUAGGGAACACUGGCGCAAUUGUUUACAAAAUAAAAACUACCUGGAGUUCGGCAAUAUCCAGAAAAUUAAUACGGGAGAGAUGGAGAAUAAACAUUUAAAAAUAAAAAAGCGCAGAGAUUCGGAUCGGAGUCGCUCCAGUACCCCGGAGAUCCCGGAGAAAAAAGAAUACCAGGAUCCCGGAAAGUUCUUGGGAACGAUCAAGGAGGAGGUGCCCUCGCAAACCGAGAGCGUUCAAUUGGCGAUUAAAAGUUUGGCGACCGCUUUGGGGCACAUUGCCGAUGCGGUUGAAUAUAAAUUUCUGAAAAGGCCUUUAGGCUCUUGCGACCUAAAAGCGAACGUAAAACAAAAAGAGAAAUACGACGUGUUAGAGAGCUGGCAACAAUCCCUUUCGGCAUCGACCAGUUUCAGUCAGGUGUUCCUCCACUAUGGCACGUUAGACUCGUGCAUCGUAUGGUCGAAAUCCGCGUUGCUGGCCCGAUGUCGGAUCUGCAGGCGUCAAAACGAUUCGGAGAACAUGCUGUUGUGCGACUCCUGCAAUUUGGGCCAUCAUUUGUAUUGUCUCAAACCGAAAUUGACCGCCGUACCUAAAGGCGAUUGGUUCUGUGACCGGUGCAAAAAAGAAAAAGAGGAGCAAGAAAAGUUGUUGAGCCCUGAACCUGUAAAAAAGAGACGGAGGAUAUUCGUGGAAGAGGAAGAAGAGGAGGACGAGGGUGACUCUGGUAACGAGGAUAUCAAUGAGGACGAGGACAUCUGUGUGGAAGAGUGCAGUGAUAAUGAUGAGGAUGUUGAUGAGGAAAAGUUGGAACUAUGUAAAACGUGCGGUGGGGACGGCGAAACGGUACAUUGUGAUAAAUGCGAAUGCAAUUUCCAUAAGGAUUGUGUGGAGCCUCCGUUGCGUAGAUUACCGCGAUCAUCGUGGACUUGUCCCUCGUGUACGAUCAGCAAAUCGAGACCACAAAGUAACGGAACUAGAGAGAAGAGAAAACGCGGAGAAGAAAACGGUUAUGGGACAGGUGGCUACCUACCGGGAGUCACGUAUAGCCAAAGACUUUGCGCCGUGAAGGCCAAUCGUAAGAUCCACGCCUUUACUAAGGCCCUUCACAUUUCGAACGAUAAGUUUUUCGACUUUUCCGGAGGCAGUGAUGAGGAAGAGGUUGUAAAAAAACGUGUGAUGCGGAGAGACGAAAAACGCGACGAUCUACCCUUACACAACUCGGCCCUGCAACAGUUACUUACCGACGUUAUGAAGAAUGAUAAUGCGUGGCCGUUUUUACGGCCCGUACAGCAAAAAGAGGUACCUGAUUACUACGAAAUCAUCAAAGAACCCAUGGACUUUGGCACAAUAAAAUACAACCUUAACAUGGGCAAAUACAGCGCCGAUUCCCAAAUAAUGAAGGAUAUGGCACUCAUUUUCGAUAAUUGUAACACCUAUAAUUCCAGCACGGAUGAGGUGUACAAAUGUGGGGUGAGUCUAAUGGAAUAUUUAUCAAAAAGAGCGAAAGAGUUGGGGUUAACAGUACCGCCAGAGCUAGAAGACGAGAGUUUGGAUAAGAUCAGUAGGCCGAGCAAAAAGCGGCGGACAAAGUAGUAGUGUUUGUUUAUAUUAACCAAUUUAUUAGGAUAUACUCAUUGAAUGCUUAUUGGUCAUGAUGUAAAUAAAAAAUCAAAAUUAGUGUAAAUUUUA